Messenger RNA from Talaromyces amestolkiae, 1059 nucleotides. RefSeq lists its product as uncharacterized. The transcript has 2 exons. Bases 1 to 1059 code for a protein of 352 amino acids. NCBI's taxonomy places the organism in Eukaryota, Fungi, Ascomycota, Eurotiomycetes, Eurotiales, Trichocomaceae. The record is from RefSeq and is a predicted model, not a curated record.
AUGUCCCUCACAAGACGAUCUUCACCACCCGACGGGCGCGAGCCCUACAUCAUCGGCCAGCUCGAAGGCGAACGCAUCACCAUCCCCGGCAGCAAAGGUGUGUUCCGCAUCUUGGCCUCCUCCAAACAGACUGGGGGGACAAUGGCCGUUUUCCAAAGUGCAGCUGUGCUCUCUGACGCACCGGGAUUCCAUUACCACAACGAAGCUCAUGACGUUUUUCUCGUGACCAAAGGCUACUUGAAGCUUUGGAACGGUGAUAAGUGUCGGAUUAUGGGACCGGGAGAUUUUGCUUAUGUUCCUCCUCACAUCGUUCACAACCCUGAAUUACUUGGUCCACAUACAGAAACAUACGGUCUGGUCACCCCCGGCGACUGGGUUGAUUUUUUUCGUCACGUCUCCGAGCCUUAUGAAGGCCUCAUUCUCCCCGAGCACGACAACCGCGAUUUGAAAGCCCUUUUGAUCCCCAAAGUCAUGGCCGCCAAAGGCCAAUUCGACGUCGUAUUCCAGCGAGACUACGUACCUCCUGCAUUGGGAGAAUGGGACCAAGACGACGAAAAGCUACCUGCAGGCGAGAAACCACUUCCUUACUUUUUACGCGCAAACACCGGACCUCGAUGGCUUUUGGGAGGUGUCAUGUCACGACCAUUCAUAACCACGAGCCAAUGCAACAGCGUCUGCGCUAUUUCUAGCAUCGAGUCAUCAGAUAUAUACCCCGAAUCGGAGUCGAUAUUCUCCAAGCAAUUAACAUUCAAGACUGUUGACCACUGCCUCUGCGUUAUCGAGGGCUUGUUAAUAGUCCGUCUCCCUGGACAGCCCGACAGCGUCAUCCGCGAAGGCGAGACGGCGCUCAUCCCAGCUGGACAACCUUUCUCCUUGAAAUUUGCCAGUCGAUAUGUCAGGGUGUGGUCCUUCACCAGCGGGGAUGGAAUUGAGUCGUUGAUUCAUAAGCUCGGAACACCGUUUGAGAGCUUCGUGUUGCCGGAUCAAGCGUUGGAGGGAAAUAUUGAUAAGCAGAAGUUGGAGGAGGUUGCAAAGGAGAUUGGUGUUGAUAUCAAUUAG